UCUGUGGGAUGCAGUAGAUGCUGACGGUGUGGAUUAAUAUUUAAAGGCCAGCAGACAGUUAAAUAUUUGUGAGGGAAGUGACUGAGAUUUAUAGCUAUCUAUACACUAGUAAAUAUGCUUCUAGCGGUGUGCUAUGUACUUUGUUUAAAUUACGCUGAUUCUAAAGAGGUGGUUGGAGAUGGGUUCCCACCUAUGUGGAACUCUGUUCCAGAGAACUUGCAACAUUUCAAAAUUCAGAACUCCAAAGUCAUCAUAAAUCCCUGGAAUUACCGAGAAAGAAUGGGAAUGUAUAAAAUUUUACUAAACAUCACAGCCCAGUAUCUGGAUAUGAAACAGCCAGACAACAAACAGAAUAUGCUGUGGGGUUUGCCUUUGCAACUUGGCUGGCAAUUUUCCACAGGACGGCUUGCAGAACCUUUGGCACUGAGUACUUCUGGACACAGAAAUGAAAACCAAACACGCAUUUCAGAUAGAAGCUGGUGGGCAUGUGUAAAUUACUACUUGUCUGUCAUCCCAUUCCUUGGAGCCUUUGAUGCAGGAUUCUUCAGUGAAUAUCCAUAUAAAAUUGAGAUAUCAAAGCCAAAUGAAUUUAUUUCUGACUUUUGCUUCAAUGUUACUGACUGCCAUUUGUUGUCACCAGAAGCUAUGGAGGAAUGGAAAGCAUUUUUUGAGUUUAUUAAGCUACCUAGACAUGAACUUGAAGAUAAAACAGGUGAUUUCCUGUUUCGCAUGUGGAAGGCUCAUGUUGUGUCUAUCAGUAAAUCACUUCCAUUGUGCGCAAAGAGGUUAAAUUAUGCUUCAAAACCUGAACGGAAUUUUGGAAUAGACUGGGCAUCAGGUGUAGAAUUCAUUGCAGCAACCCACUUUCUUACUGAUUUCAAGAACACUAACACAUACCAAAUUUAUCUACCCCAUCGGAUGCUUAUUCAAGGAGACAACGCUCCAUACAUUGAUGAUUUCUCAGAAGGGGAGAACAGAGUAUUGUCAUCUUUACAACGGAUUCAUAAAUUGAACAGAUUUACAGGGGGUUCUCUUUUGCGGCUCUGGAAAAAAGCAAUGUGUUCUGAGAAGGGCAGGAUCGAAGGCCGACAGCUACUUCAAAGCAUCUCUACGAGUGUUAACCUACCACUAAUAAAUAUAUUUGGAGUUCUUAAGGAGCUGAUUAGAAAUACAUCAUGUUAAAUUAUACAAGAAAUCAAUAACUGACAUAGUAGAGUUAAUAAAUCCCAGGAACCUG
Molecule: messenger RNA, 1237 nt
Organism: Xenopus laevis (African clawed frog)
Lineage: Eukaryota; Metazoa; Chordata; Amphibia; Anura; Pipidae
Gene: c5h6orf58.L
Product: chromosome 6 open reading frame 58 L homeolog
Exons: 6
Coding region: 115-1182 (355 amino acids)
Source: RefSeq, a predicted model, not a curated record